This is a messenger RNA of Pezoporus occidentalis (night parrot), 777 nucleotides long. RefSeq names its product splicing factor 3A subunit 2-like. The transcript has a single exon. Bases 1 to 777 code for a protein of 258 amino acids. NCBI's taxonomy places the organism in Eukaryota, Metazoa, Chordata, Aves, Psittaciformes, Psittacidae. The record is from RefSeq and is a predicted model, not a curated record.
AUGGCAGCCGCGCCCGGGGGCCCUCUGCGCUCCGCCGGCCCCGCGCGGGCCGACGCCGUCGCCUCAGCGCUAGGCCACAGGCCUCGGCCCGCCGCCCGGCACAGGCACGACACGACUCCGGCUGGCUUCGGGCCCGGCCGCCUUGUCCGGGCAGCUGCCGCUCACCUGCGGCCGCCGCGGCCGGCUCGCCGCCUGCCCGCGGUGCGGGCCGAGGAGGAGACGCGCCGACCCGGCCGGGCCAGGCCCCGCCAGCGCCGCUCCGCCGCCUCCCUCCUCCUCCCUCCCCCGCAUGCGCGCGCCCGGCGCCGCCAUCCCGCCGGCGCGCGCGACCCGCGCUUGCGCGCGCCCCCCCGCGCCCACUCUUGGGGUUCGGCGGCGGCCAAUCAGCGCGCGCCCGCGCGAGCUCCCCCCCUCCCAUCCCCUUACCCCCCACCGCCCCCCCCAUCCACGGGCGCCCCCCCUUACUCCCCCUCCCGUAAGCGCCAUCACCCCGGGGUACACACACUCAGUGCUGCCCCCCCCCGGUGUGACCCGCCGGGCCCGCUCCCCCCUGCGCACCGGACACACCGGCUCGGCCUCGCGCACAUGGCGGCACACCCGGCCCCGCACCCUCGGGCCCGCUACCCCCAUCUCAAGCAGUGGUGGGGGCACCGGGCCUCCGGGACGGGGCGGGACGGGGCGGCCGGGCAGUGCCUCACCUGCCGGCCCCGGUGCCCCAGCCGGCCGCUGCCCUCUCCCCCCUCCGUUUCCCCUCCCGGUCGGCCGCGGGGCCGGUAA